This is a messenger RNA of Saccostrea echinata, 595 nucleotides long. RefSeq lists its product as uncharacterized. The transcript has 2 exons. Lineage: Eukaryota; Metazoa; Mollusca; Bivalvia; Ostreida; Ostreidae. Bases 4 to 582 code for a protein of 192 amino acids. The record is from RefSeq and is a predicted model, not a curated record.
AUUAUGGAUGACAUAGAAGGUAUCCUACCAAAUAACCCUGCAAUUCCCAUAAAUCCAUGCAGGGAAGCAACUUUCGUGACAUCUGCUUCCUCCGAAUACGAGCGAGAGAGUCUGCGGGAAGUGCCAACUCAUCACCGUGCCACAGAAAAAAGACACUACGUCACUCCCCCACCAGGUUCCCCACUGGGUGUUGAUCAGGAACCCAGGUCAAUCUCACAGCUCAUUAAUCGACGGGAGGAAUCAAUCACAUCCGAUGAGGAUACAGAACUAGGGGGAUUCCGAACGCCAACUUCCGCCUCCUUAAAUAAUAGCAGGAACGGUGUUCCCACUCCAUCAGAAUCAGGAAAGUCGGGGGUCUCUCUGGGGAACGUGUUCGAAAAAGGACUGUCCCAGAACAAAAUCGUUCCAAACGAUUCGAAAUUUCCUUACAGACUUCAGUUGCCAAAUGUGAAAAUAAAAGAAGAGGAAGAGAGUGUUAGACGACAGAAGUGUUACUGUUAUAUAGUGACUGUAGUGUUGGCCGUGUUUAUAGUGGGUGGUGCGAUUCUGGCCAUGGUGCUGGCUGUUAAUCUAGCCACUUAGUACAAACUCAGCG